This is a messenger RNA of Cooperia oncophora, 612 nucleotides long. The record is from the annotation of a GenBank genome assembly. NCBI's taxonomy places the organism in Eukaryota, Metazoa, Nematoda, Chromadorea, Rhabditida, Trichostrongylidae.
AUGUAUGGAAAACCACCAGAUAUCGCGGGAUUGUACCCGUGUUUAGCCGUUAUCAAAUCACUGCCUAUAGCCAACGGACGACCACUCGCCCGGCGACGACGUCAUGGGAUCGGGGACGACAUCAGCAGAACUAUGCCAGGACCACAAGUGCUUCUCCCAGCUGGCGGCAAACAACACCUGCACCAGGUGUUCAUCAUUCAAAUCAGCAACGACACGUCGCUGCGCAAACGCAGGCUGACGUACAUUAUCGUCCACUGUUCGAGCCACAAGGUGCGGACCACACCAAACUACUAUUACUACUACACAACGGCUGCCCCACGAUGGGAUCCGCGCACGUAUCCAACAACACCAGCUCAGAGCUGGCCAUAUGGCUACACUCCGGCGAAUGAAAGGCGUGAGCCUGUAGCAGAUGAACGGUGGGUUACUCGUUUACUUAUUUAUUCUUUUGAGUGUUUAUUUUCUACACGCUUUUUAUUGGCUUAUUUACUUGCCAGCCUUUACUUCUUUGAUUAUUUUCUUGAUUACCGGUCUUUAUUCCGAGUCUUGUGGACACUGAGGGGAAAGUUUGUCUGGAAAUAUCGGCAGAGGGCAAGAACUAGUGCUAUAAAAUAA